AUGGCUCCUCUUGUCUGGCUUGUCACUGGUACCACAUCUGGUAUUGGCGCUGCGUUGGUAAAUGAAAUCGUUGCCCGCGGGGACAAAGUCAUUGCCUCUGGUCGCAAAGCAAACCAGAAACUCGACCACCUCAGGUCAGACAAUGUAGCCAUUUUGGAACUAGACAUAACGGCCCCAUGGGCUGUGGUGCAGGCUACGAUUAACGAGGCCUGGGCCAUCUUUGGACAUAUUGACCUCCUGUUAAAUAAUGCUGGUGCUUCUGCCUUGAGAGAUGCAUAUGUCAAAAACCUCUUCCAAGUUAAUCUCUUUGGACACAUGAACGUUACUCGCGCUAUACUCCCGCGAUUCCGUGCCCAGGGCCAUGGUCGCAUUGGCUUCACUUUGUCCGCCAGCUCGUGGGGUCCUCUGCCCUUUAUGUCCCACUAUGCAGCGUCCAAGGCUGCUCUUAGCACUUACAUCGAGAGCCUUCACAAGGAGGUCCGGCCUUUUGGCAUUUCUUGCGUCGGAUUCAUGUGCGGUAGCUUUCCUACCAACCUUGGCCACCCAAGGGAAGAAGGUGAACCAGAAUUCGCAAGCCAAGGACCUGCCAUUGCAGACUAUGAAAAGCUCAUGGGGGAACUUGGACUCAUGUUUGCCAAGGCAUUUGCUCAGAGGACAGGCGAACUGGACAAGGUCGCCGUGGCUAUGGUGGACAUUAUGAAGGGUGAGGGGAUUGCGGCUGGAAAGCCAUGGGCGGUUAGUAUUGCUAUUGGGUCUGACGCCUUCGAUUGCGGAGAACAGAAGUGCGAGGAGCAACUCAAGGUACUGAAUGAGUGGAAAGAUGUUAGCUAUGCUACAGAUCGGGACGACCAUGAUCACGUCACGCCUAAGGAGUAUCUGGACUUUGCUUCCAUGCUGUAG
Molecule: messenger RNA, 900 nt
Organism: Fusarium oxysporum Fo47
Lineage: Eukaryota; Fungi; Ascomycota; Sordariomycetes; Hypocreales; Nectriaceae
Exons: 2
Coding region: 1-900 (299 amino acids)
Molecular function (GO): oxidoreductase activity
Source: RefSeq, a predicted model, not a curated record